CUAUCAUUUGUGCGCAUUUUGCGCAAAUGUCGAGAUUAAAAUCCCACGUAGUUCGAUUUUUUUUGCAAUUUUUUUACGUCCAGGGGUGCCAAUUCCGCACGCUAAAAACACCUGUGUGACGUUUUGCGACGUUGUUUUGCCAAAAUUUCGCAGUUAACAUUCCGCAAAUUUAUUGUGAUUGUUUCGUUUCCAAUUAAAAUGAGUGAAAAACGGGUGAUUCUUUAUAAAAAUGGAACAAACACAAAAGGCGAAAUUUUCGUGGUUCCGCGAACCUUGGAAGAGCUGAUGAGCCAAGCGUAUUUAAAGUUCAACACAAAAGUGAGACGAAUAUUUAUAGAAGAUGGCACAGAAGUGCACGACAUUUCUUUUAUACGCAAUAACGACAACCUGUACAUAUCCUGCGGCGAAGAUUUUAUAGUUCCUCCGAAAGAUGAAGCAAAACGGAUCAAAUGCUCUGAGUGGGUGACGUUAAACGUCGGCGGAAAAUACUUCACGACUUCGAAAAGCACCUUGACCACGAAAGAACCUGAGAGCAUGCUUGCGCGGAUGUUCGCAGGCGACGACGACGGGUACCUGUUCACUCCGAGCAAUAUUGAUAAAAACGGCGCUUUCCUAAUAGACAGAAGUCCCUUGUAUUUUGAACCCAUCAUAAACUAUCUUAGAAAUGGUCAAUUAAUAUAUGAUAAUAACAUUAAUCCGGAAGGGAUUCUAGAAGAAGCGAGAUUUUUUGGUAUUGAGUCUAUUGUGCCCACUCUAGAGCAGAUAAUAAACCAGCAGAAUGUGAAUAGGGAUAACUUACCUUUAACUCGACGAGAUGUGAUAGACGCCUUAAUCAGAAGUGCCUACACCACAGAAUUGAGGUUCCAAGGAGUCAAUUUAUCAGGCUCAGAUCUAAGCAAGUUAGAUCUGCGCUACAUCAAUUUCAAAUACGCGAAUUUACAAGGUUGUAAACUGACCGGCUCAAAUUUGAGCUAUUGUUGUUUGGAGAGGGCCGACCUGUCGUACGCUAACCUCGACGGGGCGCAACUACUUGGCGUCAAGUGUCUCUGCGCCAAUUUAGAAGGCGUCAGCAUGAAGAACUCAAAUUUCAAGGACCCGGCCGGCGGCAGGGCAAACAUGGAGGGCGUAAACCUCAAAGGGGCAAACCUAGAGGGCAGCGACAUGGGAGGCGUUAAUUUGAGAGUGGCGACUUUGAAAAACGCCAAUCUGCAGAACUGUGAUUUGAGGGCCGCUGUUCUUGCUGGAGCUGACCUAGAGUUCUGUGAUUUAUCAGGCAGUGAUUUACACGAAGCUAAUUUAAGGGGUGCCAACUUGAAGGACGCAGCGUUUGAAUUAAUGCUCACUCCGUUGCACAUGUCCCAGACUAUUCGUUAACUCAAUGGUUGUCAAGAACGGCCUGUGAUUAGCUGUGUUUCAUGUACAUGUUUUGUAAAAUUUUGUUCAAAUGAGAUAGUAUAGGUUGUGCUAAUACCUCUAAGGUGAAUACUCAGUUUUUAACGUGAUGAGUAAUUUAAGCAAAAUAAGUAAUAAAACGAUUAUUUAACGCUA
This is a messenger RNA of Zophobas morio, 1548 nucleotides long. RefSeq names its product BTB/POZ domain-containing protein KCTD9. The record is from RefSeq and is a predicted model, not a curated record. Gene Ontology annotation, molecular function: protein binding. Lineage: Eukaryota; Metazoa; Arthropoda; Insecta; Coleoptera; Tenebrionidae. Gene Ontology annotation, biological process: intracellular signal transduction; protein homooligomerization. The transcript has 4 exons. The coding region runs from base 199 to 1374 and encodes 391 amino acids.